AACCGGGCAGGAGUUAUCCAAAUCCCACCGUGUCAUCAGCCCGGCUGGGGAUGGGGAGGAUAGAGUGAGACUCUCACGGGCUGCUGAGAUUUCUAGACUGCCAGGAAGUCCCGGGAAGUCUGUGGAAAUGAGAGUUCCUUAACUCCAGCUCUACUCCAACUCCACUUCUCCUCCGUUGGGAUUGGGAGAAAGGGACAGACCUUUUCAUCUCUCCUCCCAAGAGUGCCUUUCUUCUCCAGCAUGGCGAGCGGCGGGGCUCGCGUGUGUCUGGGCUGUGCCUGGGAGAGCCGGGCCAGCCACAGUCAGGCCGCCUGAGCUCCAGCCUGGGGCCGGUGUCACCGCUCCAUGCACUGCAGAAGCCCCAGCAGCUGCUGCGGGAGCCACCAACAUGAGCUGCAGAGAGGGGACUGACAGCAGCUGCGGCUGUGGUGGGCGCGACGAGAACAGGAUCCUGAAGUGCGUGGUGGUCGGGGACGGCGCGGUGGGGAAGACCUGCCUGUUGAUGAGCUACGCCAAUGACGCCUUCCCGGAGGAAUACGUGCCCACUGUGUUUGACCACUACGCAGUUACCGUGACAGUGGGAGGCAAGCAGCACUUGCUUGGACUGUACGACACUGCAGGACAGGAGGAUUACAACCAGCUGCGGCCACUCUCUUACCCCAACACCGAUGUGUUUCUCAUCUGCUUCUCUGUCGUAAACCCUGCCUCUUAUCACAACGUUCAGGAGGAGUGGGUCCCGGAACUCAAGGACUGUAUGCCUCAUGUGCCUUACGUGCUCAUUGGAACCCAGAUUGAUCUUCGAGAUGACCCCAAAACCUUGGCACGUCUGCUGUACAUGAAGGAGAAGCCCCUCACCUAUGAGCACGGUGUGAAGCUGGCAAAAGCGAUCGGAGCGCAGUGCUACUUGGAAUGUUCUGCCCUGACUCAGAAGGGUCUCAAAGCGGUUUUCGAUGAAGCCAUCCUCACCAUUUUCCACCCCAAGAAAAAAAAGAAAGGCUGCUUAGGGUGCCAGGGCUGCUGUGCAAUUGUUUGAAGUUGCCUGAGACCCAUCGCCCUGCCAUGCAAGGGUAUGGAGGGCAGCCAGUCUCUGUGACCCAACUCUAGCCAAAAAAGGAGGGCGUGGCCAGAAAGGAAUUCCUGCAUCCCAACGCUUGUCCCCGUGCCCUGCCAGCUUCCCAGCCCAGCAUCCUGUAAGCCACUGCCGCAGCCCCAAGCCAGCUAGACCAUCCACACUGUGCAUGAAGAAUGCAGAGCCACAUUCAGACUGUAUGUUGGUGAGGUGUUGGAAGCCGAGUGAGGAUCCGUGGAGGAGGCUCUCACGGUUAUGAAACAACCGGAAGUCAUGACGGGAAAACCAAGUACUCUGUGUGCAUUGGUGGCCUUGGUUCAUGUCUUCACCAAACUUGGGAAUACAACACCUACAUUUUUUUUUUCCUGAGUCCGUUCUUUUACCCAAGCACCUUAAUGCUAUUGCAGUUCUCUGAUGUCAAUCCACAUCAAAGUAGUCGAAAGACAAGCUGGAUGGUGCUCACGCCAACUGAUAGUGGAUCUCUGCCAAUGUUCUUAGAGCUGUCAUGUACCUCUGAAAGCCUAAUUACAAAAAAAAAAUACAGCUCUUAUAAGUGUACAUACCUAUAGUGCUUUUAACCUUUUUAAAAGAAAACGUCCUGUCAAUUAUUACAGCUCCCCAAGUUUGGCCAAAGAUCAUCCUACACAUGCUUCAGGUGAUGGGAGUCUGCUCUUGAAAACUCCUGUUGUCAUUCAAACUGAAAAUGGACUGUCUUGGAAGAAACAGUUUUCUACUUCUCAUCUAAAGCGGUCGGGACAAUAAUGUAGCAAAGCCAUCGUCUCAAUCCAGGAGAGUGGGCCUGACCCGCCCUGCUCACACAAUGUCUUUACCCUCUCUCUGUUCACAUUUUCUCCUGUGCCCAGAUCCGUGUUCCUCAGUCACAGC
Grammomys surdaster is the source of this 1954-nucleotide messenger RNA. RefSeq names its product ras homolog family member J (gene Rhoj). Gene Ontology annotation, biological process: small GTPase-mediated signal transduction. Gene Ontology annotation, molecular function: GTP binding; GTPase activity. The transcript is spliced from 5 exons. Bases 389 to 1033 code for a protein of 214 amino acids. NCBI's taxonomy places the organism in Eukaryota, Metazoa, Chordata, Mammalia, Rodentia, Muridae. The record is from RefSeq and is a predicted model, not a curated record.